GAGGAGCGAGCGGCCGCUAGGGAGGCAGCGGCUCCCCUCUCCUGGCAAGGGCGGCGGCAGCGGUGCUGGGCGGGGCCGGGCUCGGGGCUAGCGGCGCGGCUGCAGGGGCUGUGCGAAGCACUGCGGGGCUGCGAGGCGCUCGGGCCGGCGGAGAGGCCGUGCGCGCUGAGCCGACCUCCGCGGCCACCGCGCUCCUCGCCCUGGGUGACGUCGUCCCGGGGUCCCCAGCAUGACCGAGCUACGGCAGAGGGCUGUCCGCGAGGACGCACCGCCGGAGGACAAGGAAUCAGAGUCAGAAGCAAAAAUAGAUGGAGAGACUGCAUCAGACAGUGAGAGCCGAGCCGAACCAGCUCCCCCACCAACCUCCAUAGAUGACACCCCAGAGGUCCUUAACAGGGCCCUUUCCAACUUGUCUUCAAGAUGGAAGAACUGGUGGGUGAGAGGCAUCCUGACUUUGGCCAUGAUUGCGUUUUUCUUCAUUAUCAUUUACCUGGGACCAAUGGUUUUGAUGAUGAUUGUGAUGUGUGUUCAGAUUAAGUGUUUCCACGAGAUAAUCACUAUUGGCUACAAUGUAUACCACUCCUACGACCUGCCCUGGUUCAGGACCCUCAGCUGGUACUUCCUCCUGUGUGUAAACUACUUCUUCUAUGGUGAGACAGUGACAGACUACUUCUUCACUCUGGUCCAAAGAGAGGAGCCUUUGCGGAUUCUCAGUAAAUACCACCGGUUCAUUUCCUUUACCCUGUAUCUCACAGGGUUCUGUAUGUUUGUACUGAGUCUAGUUAAGAAGCAUUAUCGACUGCAAUUCUACAUGUUUGGCUGGACCCAUGUGACCUUGCUUAUUGUCGUAACCCAGUCACACCUUGUUAUCCAUAACUUGUUUGAAGGAAUGAUAUGGUUCAUUGUUCCCAUUUCAUGUGUCAUCUGUAAUGAUAUCAUGGCCUAUAUGUUUGGCUUUUUCUUUGGUCGGACCCCACUCAUUAAGCUGUCUCCGAAGAAGACCUGGGAAGGCUUCAUUGGGGGCUUCUUUGCCACUGUGGUGUUUGGCCUUCUGCUCUCCUAUGUGAUGUCUGGGUACAGAUGCUUCGUCUGUCCUGUGGAAUACAACAAUGACACCAACAGCUUCACUGUGGACUGUGAGCCGUCCGACCUAUUCCGCCUGCAGGAAUACAACAUUCCUGGAGUGAUCCAGUCCGUUGUUGGCUGGAAAACAGUGAGGAUGUACCCUUUCCAGAUCCACAGCAUCGCCCUCUCCACCUUUGCCUCGCUCAUUGGUCCAUUUGGAGGGUUCUUCGCAAGUGGAUUCAAACGAGCCUUUAAAAUCAAAGACUUUGCCAAUACCAUUCCUGGUCACGGAGGCAUCAUGGAUCGCUUUGACUGCCAGUACCUGAUGGCCACCUUUGUCAAUGUGUACAUUGCCAGCUUUAUCAGGGGCCCAAACCCGAGCAAACUGAUUCAGCAGUUUCUGACGUUGCGGCCAGAUCAGCAGCUCCACAUCUUCAACACACUCAAGUCUCAUCUGACUGACAAGGGGAUCCUGACCUCUGCCUUGGAAGAUGAGUAGUGUCCACCCAGGGCCAGGAGAGCCGGAGCAGGACUGAGUGAGGGGCAGGUCACCAAGGCCAGCCCACAUGCUGUGACUUAGAUAAUGAAAAGCUUCAACUCA
Peromyscus eremicus (cactus mouse) is the source of this 1666-nucleotide messenger RNA. It is a transcript of the gene Cds2, whose product is annotated as CDP-diacylglycerol synthase 2. NCBI's taxonomy places the organism in Eukaryota, Metazoa, Chordata, Mammalia, Rodentia, Cricetidae. Gene Ontology annotation, molecular function: phosphatidate cytidylyltransferase activity. The transcript is spliced from 13 exons. The coding region runs from base 230 to 1564 and encodes 444 amino acids. The record is from RefSeq and is a predicted model, not a curated record. Gene Ontology annotation, cellular component: endoplasmic reticulum membrane.